Messenger RNA from Lathyrus oleraceus (garden pea), 1332 nucleotides. Its product is annotated as octanoyltransferase LIP2p, chloroplastic. NCBI's taxonomy places the organism in Eukaryota, Viridiplantae, Streptophyta, Magnoliopsida, Fabales, Fabaceae. The transcript is spliced from 3 exons. Gene Ontology annotation, molecular function: lipoyl(octanoyl) transferase activity. The record is from RefSeq and is a predicted model, not a curated record. Bases 187 to 1080 code for a protein of 297 amino acids. Gene Ontology annotation, biological process: protein lipoylation.
ACCAGUUAUUUUUUGUGGCAACUCAAACAAAUCCACCUGAGUCUAAAUACGCUAGCAUCAGCUUCAAGAGGUAGAACCAAUGAAAAAGCGGUUAUGUUGUCCGAUUCUCAACUGAACCGGUUGGACCGGACAAAAUAUAGAUCCAGUUGUAAAACAUAAGAAAAACCAAAAUUCCUAGUACUAAGCAUGAUUUUGUUGGGAGAGUGUUGUUGUUUCACUCUCACCAAACCUCGUUUUCUCCGACCCAACGCCGAUUCAGUUUCCAAUGUCCACAGAAGAAGAAGAACCAAAAGGGUGCAAUGUUUGCGAAAGUGUGAACUCAUAGAUUUCCAUCAAGAAUUGAUUCCUUACGAAGUGGCAUGGUCUUUACAAAAACACAUUGUCAAGGAAAAGAAAUCACAGAUUCAAAAUGAAGGAGAUUGCGACGACACUCUCAUUGUUUUGCAACACCCUUCUGUUUUUACUUUGGGUACCGCUAGUUCCAACAAUAACCUCAAUUUCGACAUUAAAAACCCUCCCUUUCAUGUUCAUCGUACCGAACGUGGUGGAGAAGUUACAUACCAUGGUCCUGGUCAGCUAGUGAUGUAUCCAAUUAUCAACCUUAGAAAACAUAAGAUGGAUCUUCAUUGGUAUCUCAGAAAACUUGAGGAGGUUGUUAUUGGUGUUCUGUCUUCAACCUUUUCGAUUCAUGCUUCUCGGGUGGAAGGUUUAACCGGUGUUUGGGUUGGAAAUGAGAAAGUGGCAGCUAUAGGUAUAAGAGUGGAUCAAUGGAUAACCUACCAUGGCUUAGCACUCAAUGUCACAAUGGAUUUGAGUCCCUUUAAAUGGAUUGUCCCGUGUGGAAUCCGCGACCGUCAAGUUGGGAGUAUCAAAGGGUUGCUGAGAGAAGCUCAGUCAUCAUGUAAUCAUGGUUUGGAUGAUGACAGUCUUGUUCAUAUUACUCAUAAGUCCUUAAUUGAAGAGUUCUCAAAAGUGUUUCAGCUUGAGUACCAUAAUAGAACUAUUUCUAUACCCAUGUUGUGUGAUAGUGAUGGAAAGGAAAUCGCAUACCAAAGAAACAGCAAACUUGAAUUUUUGUAAUGCACAUAGGCACAUAGCUUAUUUAGUUUUUUUCUUUUUAUAGAUAUGGCCAGAUUAAAGAAAGAUCUUCAAUCUUGCAAUCGAACACACUUGUUACUCUAUCUUGUGUUCUAGGAUACCAAUUGCUUGUGUUUUAGGGUAUGUGAUAACAUUAUAAACAAACUUUCUUAUGUAACAAUCUUAACAAAAGGAAGAGAAAACAAUGAAGUGAUAUUUUCAAGACAGAAGGAAUGGAAUCACAUGUUGUUUUUA